UUGCACGGCGUACACAGAAAACAAAUAAAAUAGUACAUACGUUCUCGUUCAUAUGGAUACAGAAAAUCCCUACAAACCUGUUGAAAAUAAACUACAAGACAUUCAACAGCAACAAUUAAUCAUGGAUCAUGUUAAUUCUAGUGCUCCACCAAUGUACAAUAACUAUGCACAACCGAUGACAAGUGCUCCUGCUUCUGCAGCUACGGUGCAAAUUAUGCCAAUGGCUAAUCAGCCAAUAUUCCCUCAACCUGUAGGUCCGAAAUCUAUGGAAAUGAAUUGUCCCAGUUGCCGUUGUCGCAUUGAAACUACUGUACGUCAUCGUUCUACAUCUAAAACUCAUAUUGCAUGUUUGUUACUCUCUUGGACAUGCUGCUGUUGCUGUUUGCCAUACUGUAUGGAUUCUUGCCGCAAUGCUAAUCAUUUCUGUCCCAUGUGCGGAGCAUUCAUUGGUACUUAUUCGUCAUAAGUCGUACUUAUGAGAAUUUUUUUUUAUCUUUUAAAUAUGAAGCAUAAUUCAUAUGUUCAUACAUAUAUUAUUUUAAGGUACAGUUACUGCUGUACUGCAAAUACAAUUCGGUAUUAAUAAACAAAUCAUUUUUUAAAAGCUUUUAUUAACUUCCAA
Calliphora vicina (urban bluebottle blowfly) is the source of this 622-nucleotide messenger RNA. Its product is annotated as lipopolysaccharide-induced tumor necrosis factor-alpha factor homolog. The record is from RefSeq and is a predicted model, not a curated record. NCBI's taxonomy places the organism in Eukaryota, Metazoa, Arthropoda, Insecta, Diptera, Calliphoridae. The transcript is spliced from 2 exons. Gene Ontology annotation, molecular function: zinc ion binding. The coding region runs from base 53 to 466 and encodes 137 amino acids.